Molecule: messenger RNA, 708 nt
Organism: Camelina sativa (false flax)
Lineage: Eukaryota; Viridiplantae; Streptophyta; Magnoliopsida; Brassicales; Brassicaceae
Cellular component (GO): endomembrane system
Source: RefSeq, a predicted model, not a curated record
UAAAGGAAGCAAAAAAAAAAAAAAGAGUUUGAUUUCGUCGUCUUCACAGCUUUCUUCUUCUCUCGCGACCAAAAAGAUAUCUUAAAAUCGACGUCGUUUUGGUUCUAAUCGUAUUCCGGCGAACUUGACUCGGAGGCUUAUUCGUCGAUGGCAUACGUCGACCAUGCGUUCUCGAUAUCGGACGAAGACCUAAUGAUUGGGACUUCGUAUACCGUCAGUAAUCGACCACCGGUGAAAGAGAUCUCACUCGCGGUGGCUCUUCUCGUCUUCGGAACCCUGGGAAUUGUCUCUGGUUUCUUCAUGGCUUAUAACCGAGUUGGUGGUGAUCGAGGUCACGGGAUUUUCUUCAUUGUACUCGGAUGUCUUCUGUUUAUCCCGGGGUUUUACUAUACACGGAUUGCAUAUUACGCAUACAAAGGAUAUAAAGGUUUCUCCUUCUCAAACAUACCAUCCGUUUAAGACUUAUGAAUCGGCGUCUGUCCUCUCUUACACUCAAUGUAUAGGUUGUUUCCGAAGGGAAGAUUUUAUAUUGCUUAAAACUAGUGACUUAAUUAUUCUCUUUUGUGAUUUUACAUUACUCGAAUGACCUAUGUUUGAUAUGUAUCUCUUUUUGGUUUCUCAUUCUCUAUGUUAGAUCAUAACUCUUUGAUAAACAUCCUUGUAACGUAUAGACUAAGCUAAUCACAGGUGAUGUAAUUGGUGUGUUUA